AUGCAGGAGAUUAGAGAGAUGCUCUAUCAGAAUGUCCAGGAUUUGAAUACUGUUAAGAACUCUUUAAUUGAUUGCUAUAGAUUACCUAAAUCAAAGAGAUAGCAAUAAAUAAGAGUUGUGGAUCAGUUCUUAAUUGACUUAAAUGAUGAAAUAGUGGACAUUAAUGCUGAAAUUAGCAAGGGCCAUUUGAAUGAUGGAAUUGUAGAGGAUUUCAGAAUGAGAGUAAAUGAACUUAUUAGUUCAAUAUAGGAGAAUAUUAAUACAGAUGAGAUUGAUAAGUUCUUAGAAGAGCAAAAUAGUCAAGAUCUUUCUGUCUAGUAUAGAGUAAUUACUCAGACUUACUAAGUAAAGUCACCUAACUCACUCAGGUCAUUCAAGAUAAUGACAAACGUUAAAAGGACUGCCAAUCAUGGAUCUGUGAAUAAGAGUAUAUUAUCUCUUAGCAAGGAAAGAUUGAAUAGAGAAUUAGACGAAAAGUAUUAGCAAUUCGCUUAUAACUCUAAAAUAGAGAAUACGAAAAUUUCCAAUCCCUCUAUUGUAUUGCAAAUAGUUGAUACUAAAAACAAGCCAUCUCUGACGAUGAGAAGAUCUAGUUCAUACAUUGAUAACAAUAGUAUUCGGGAUAAAGAAAAUAUUAGUGUUUAAUCGAAUUAUCACAUUACAGAUCACAGAUCUAUUUUGAAUAAUCCAUUGCUACAAUCUAAGAGAAAUGAUAAGGAGAUCAUACCUAAGUCAAAGGUUUAAUUUUCCACUAUCUACUCUAAUGAUGGAAAGUCUAGCAUAAAAUCUUCAUUUAAGUUAUCAGAUAUCAGAGACUCCUUUUAAUAGGAUAGUAUACAGCCGAAAAAAGGCUUUUAAAUCAAAUAUCUGGAAUCGAUUCAAUCUUAAUAAACUAAUUAGAAGGAUAUGUAUUCAGACUGGGUGAGUAAACGGUUGAAUAGUACAAAUUAAUCGAAGUUAUCGAGUAUCAGAAUGAGCUAUUCAAGAAAAUGA
This is a messenger RNA of Stylonychia lemnae, 993 nucleotides long. NCBI's taxonomy places the organism in Eukaryota, Ciliophora, Spirotrichea, Sporadotrichida, Oxytrichidae. The record is from the annotation of a GenBank genome assembly.